Molecule: messenger RNA, 11073 nt
Organism: Phalacrocorax carbo (great cormorant)
Lineage: Eukaryota; Metazoa; Chordata; Aves; Suliformes; Phalacrocoracidae
Source: RefSeq, a predicted model, not a curated record
GCUGAGCCGAGCCCAGCAGAGCUGAGCCUAGCAGAGCCCAGCCCAGCCCCCGGCCACCCUCUCCUCGCCUGGCCGGGCGUGGGGCGCCUCCCUGCAUCUGGAGAGAGACAGAGAGAGAAAGGGGUGCGAGAGGGGAGGAAAGAAGGGGAAAAAAAUUUUCAAACCCCACGGAAAAAGGCGAAUUCUCCAGCGCGAGCUCGACUCCGGAGGGCCCGAGAGGAGAUUUGCACCCCCGCUCCUUGCACCGGCCGGAGGGGAGAGGCGCGGCAGUUGCGGGGCCAGCAUGGGCGGAGGGGCUGCAAGGAGCAGCCGCCCCCCGCGCCUGGAGCGGCGGCUGCUGCUGCUGCUGGGGCUCUGCGGCUGGGCGGCCGCCCUGCGAGGAAAUGAUAACAGUGAAGCCCUUCCAGAGUCUAUCCCAUCUGCUCCUGGAACACUGCCUCAUUUUAUGGAGGAACCAGAUGAUGCCUACAUUAUAAAAAGCAACCCCAUUGUCUUACGCUGUAAAGCUAUGCCAGCUAUGCAGAUUUUCUUCAAGUGCAACGGUGAAUGGGUCCAUCAAAAUGAGCACGUGUCUGAGGAAAGCAUGGACGAGACCACAGGAUUGAAAGUUCGAGAGGUGUUCAUCAAUGUGACGAGGCAGCAGGUGGAAGAUUUUCAUGGUCCAGAAGAUUACUGGUGCCAGUGUGUUGCUUGGAGCCAUCUAGGGACCUCAAAGAGUAGGAAGGCAUCUGUCCGCAUAGCUUAUUUACGGAAGAACUUUGAGCAAGACCCACAAGGGAAGGAGGUUCCUAUCGAAGGGAUGAUCGUCCUCCACUGUCGGCCGCCUGAGGGAGUCCCUGCAGCUGAGGUGGAAUGGCUGAAGAACGAGGAGCCCAUCGAUUCUAACCUGGAUGAGAACAUUGACACCAGAGCGGACCACAACCUCAUCAUUCGGCAGGCGCGUCUGUCUGACUCGGGGAACUACACCUGCAUGGCCGCCAACAUCGUUGCCAAGAGGAGGAGCAUGUCUGCCACGGUUGUGGUGUAUGUUAACGGAGGCUGGUCGUCAUGGACUGAGUGGUCAAACUGCAAUGCCCGCUGCGGUCGGGGCUGGCAGAAGCGAUCGCGGACCUGUACCAACCCGGCUCCGCUCAACGGAGGUGCAUUUUGUGAAGGAAUGUCCGUGCAGAAAAUUACCUGCACUUCUCUUUGCCCUGUGGAUGGGAGCUGGGAGGUGUGGAGCGAGUGGUCCGUGUGCAGCCCGGAAUGCGAGCACCUGAGAGUUCGGGAAUGUAUCGCGCCACCUCCAAGAAACGGAGGGAAGUACUGCGAGGGCUUGAGCCAGGAGUCGGAGAAUUGCACUGAAGGGCUUUGCAUUCAAGAUAUUGAGACCGCCAGUGACAUCGCCUUGUACUCCGGCCUGGGAGCAGCAGUCAUUGCUGUAGCCGUGCUGGUGGUUGGCGUUACCCUUUACAGACGGAGUCAGAGUGAGUACGGCGUGGAUGUGAUUGAUUCAUCUGCACUGACAGGAGGCUUCCAGACAUUUAAUUUUAAAACAGUCAGACAAGGGAACUCCCUGCUUUUGAACUCCUCCAUGCAGCCCGACCUGACGGUGAGCAGAACGUACAGUGGUCCAAUCUGCCUGCAGGAUCCCAUGGACAAGGAGCUCAUGACAGAGUCUUCGCUGUUCAACCCGCUGUCAGACAUCAAAGUCAAGGUUCAGAGUUCAUUCAUGGUGUCCCUAGGGGUGACAGAGAGGGCUGAAUAUCACGGAAAGGCACAUUCUGGAACUUUUCCUCAUGGGAAUAAUAGAGCUUUUGGUACAAUACAGGCUAGAAAUAAGGCUACGUACAUUCAGAACCUGUCUUCUAUUUCAACAAGAAGUGAGCUGAAGACAAGUGCCAUUUUUGGACACCUGGGUGGCCGUUUAGUGGUUCCAAACACAGGAGUCAGUUUGUUGAUACCACAUGGAGCCAUUCCUGAAGAGAGCUCGUGGGAAGUCUAUCUUGCCGUCACUCAGAAGGAGUCCAGCCUACAGACGGACGGCACAGAUGUUCUUCUAGGACCAGAAGUAACUUGUGGCCCCUCAGAUCUGUCUGUCAGCACUCCGUUUGCCUUGACAAUACCACACUGCGCAGAAGUAAACGCAGAGCACUGGAAUAUUCACUUGAAAAAAAGGACACAGCAAGGAAAAUGGGAGGAAGUGAUGUCUGUGGAAGAGGAAACUACUUCUUGCUACUGCCUGUUGGAUCCUUAUGCCUGUCACAUUCUCUUAAACAGCUUUGGAACUUAUGCUCUUAUUGGAGAACCGAUCUCUGACUGUGCCGUUCGACAGCUGAAAGUCGCGGUUUUUGGCUGCCUGUCUUGCAAUUCUCUGGAUUACAAUCUGAGAGUAUAUUGUAUGGAUAACACACCUUGUGCAUUUCAGGAAGUGGUUUCGGAUGAAAGACUCCAAGGAGGACAGUUACUGGAGGAACCAAAACUCCUGCAUUUCAGAGGGAAUACCUUCAGUCUUCAGAUAUCUGUCCUUGACAUCCCUCCUUUCCUUUGGAGAAUUAAACCAUUCACCGCAUGUCAGGAGGUCCCGUUCUCCCGCGUGUGGUGCAGCAGCCAGAAGCCGCUGCACUGUGCCUUUUCGCUGGAGCGCUACACUCCCGCCACGACGCAGCUGUCCUGCAAGAUCUGCGUCCGGCAAGUCAAGGGUCACGAGCAAAUCCUGCAGAUCCAGACAUCCAUUCUGGAGAAUGAAAGAGAAACCAUCGCCUUCUUUGCACAUGAUGACAGCAACUUCCCCGCACAGAUGGGUCCAAAAGCGUUCAAAAUCCCCUACUCGAUUAGACAACGAAUCUGUGCGACGUUUGACACACCCAACGCCAAAGGCAAAGACUGGCAGAUGUUGGCACAAAAGAACAGCAUUAACAGGAACCUCGCCUAUUUCGCUACACAAAGCAGUCCCUCGGCUGUCAUUCUGGACCUCUGGGAAGCCCGGCAUCAACAUGAUGGUGACCUUGACUCCCUAGCCUGUGCCCUGGAAGAAAUAGGAAGGACACACUCCAAAAUCUCAGACAUGACAGAACCUGAGAUUGAAGAGCCUGACUUCAACUACAGCAGACAAAAUGGACUUUAGUCACUCUUUUCCACCCGAGAACUGAUGGCCAGCUUUGACUAUUACACUAGAGAAUCUCUUUGGCAGGGAGGAAAUAAGGGUUUCUGCACACUGUGUGUAUGGAAACAGCCACUCAUUGCCACAACGCGGUUUUCAGUUGGAGGAGCAGAAGCAGCCCUUUUAAAAAUCAUCGCAGUAGUAAGGAAAACACAAGCUUCUCCCUGUCCUCUCCCACUUAAAAUUCACGUUUUAAUGUCAAAACCAAAACUGCACGUCUGUCAUUCCUGGGGCAGGAAGGAGUGAGAUACAGAGCCAUAAAAGCCGUAAAUAUUAUGACAUAAUGUAUUUAGGAAACAGUGAUGCUAACAUACCGCCUAGUGAAAUCGGCAAAUAUGAUGCUGAAUAUUUAGAGCUACUAGAAGUUAAUCCUAGUGUAAAGGUCUGUCUUCUUGGGGCCGUGACUCCCCUUUGUCCCGCAUCUCUACCUUUCCACGCUUAAAGAGUGGGUUUAAACGGUCCUUUGAUAGCAUCAUGUCGUCACUUCGUAUCUGCUACAGAAAAACUGAAAAUCUGGCCUUAUCCUGUUCCGAUGUUUGAGGAAUUAGAAGAGCUCAUAGGUAUUUAAGUGAUGAUAUCAAGCGUAUUCCCAAAAAUUUAUUUUAAAAAUUCAGUCACUUAAUGAAUGUAACAUUUGCUGCAGAGGUUUCCUGCCUAUUCUGUUAAGAAAAGAACAGAGUGAAACCCUUCGCGGUGAAAUCAGAGUGUGUGUGUGUGCGUGAGAAAUUUUCCCAAGGUCUCGGUCUGCAAACUCUCACUUAGUCAAAAAACGUUUCGGGCGGGGGGGGGUGGGUGUGGAUUUUAAAUAACCAAAUGAACCACAGGAAAUUGCCAGCCCUAUUUUAGCAAGUUUACACAUUUUUUUUAUUACUUCAUGUUUAGGGGCUCUACUAAAAAGUAAAGGUGAAGUCAAUCAAUGCAGUUUAAUUUUGGUUCAGUUUCAGAUUGAACCAAUAAAGCCCACACGGUGCUGCCAAAAAUUGGCUUGAUUUCAUUGUACAAUAUAAAAAUUUGGCCGGCUAUAAAGCUGGCUGUGUUACACUUGGUUUAGUUACAAACAUACUGCAUUUACCACCAAAACCAGAAUCUAACUAGAGAAUUCUCCCCAUUUUUGUUUUAUCCAUUUCAUACAAAAAUAAUUUAGUACUUCAACUGAACCAAAAAGAGAGCUGUCACUGUGAGUGUCCUGGUGGAACUGGUACUGAGCCAAAUUGAAGCAUUAUUUUUACUCAUGUAUUCCUUAAAUGAGCCAGGGUGCCCGUGAGCCCCGGCCCUAGGCUGGCCGUUUGGCGAUGGGAGCGCAGUCAGCGUAACGCGGGAACACAACCAAGACUGUAGGAGCUUUAUGGGAAUUCAGGAAAUUGAAAACAAGCAUUCUGGGGUCGGUUGUUUUCAUCUUAACCCCCCCUUAUUUGGCUGAGAGCAGCACGAUAGGCCGCAGGGUCGGUACUUAGUGUGCAAAUCUAUAAUAUUCUGAAACUCUGUCUUUACCCAGGAAUCCAGUUCUGAAAAGACUGAUGAACAACUCUUCAUGUAAGACUUUGCUUGUUCUCGCUGAUCUGAAAGUGCCAAUUUCAUUGCUUUCCCAGCUCAGCAGGCUGGAAUCGUCUUAGACUUACUUAUAAAUACUUAGACUUCCCCAAACAUUUUCUGCACUUCAGUAUUUCAUGCAGCCUGACGUGAGAGUUCCUGUUUGCAAUGGGAAAUCAUAAUGGCUGCAAGCAUAUUUAGGGCUAAGACAAAAAUACCAGCUUAUCUGGCAGCAAGCUGUCACGGUUUUCAGCAGCGCAUGGUUCUAGCUGUGUUUGAAUUAUAUUUCUAGUGACUUCCAGUCCUCCUCCUCAGAAACCUGUUCUUCAUUGGACAAAAUGUCAUGAAUUAAGAAAAAAAAAAUAGGGAAUGGCAUCCACGGCAAAGCGGUGGAGUUUUAGUGAGCUGUCGUUGUCUGGGAAACCAGCUACAGUCGCUCCCAGCACUUAAUUUGUUCUCAGCAUCUCCUCAGAUGCAGUUUUAAGUUUCAAACUAGCUUAGGUUAGCUUCUGCAGCAAAGACCUAGGUACGACCCUGCAGGUGCUGUAACAUAGUCCUGUCAUCCCGAAGAGCUGUAUGUAUUUUCUCCUCCUGUUUUCCAAAUACAUGUGAGCUACAGGUAGCAUACGGGGUCAAAAGGAGCUGCUGCGUCAAGCUCAGAGCUGAGAGCGGUUUCUCAGGAAAUGCACGGUGUUUACGUUCCAGACUUGGGGAGCUUUGAAAACCCUCUAUGUACAGCGACACCCAACUCUGCCUAUGAGUGCUCGGGAAAGCCUAGAGAGCGCGAGAAACCAGAGGCUGGCUAGAGUGACUUGCUCCAAAGUACCUCUACAAGGGCCUUCAGGCUGAAGGGAUCUGGGUUGGUCACCAAAACCCAAGUUAGAUCCACAAUCCAAGGAAGGCUAGCGUCUGACUUAACAAGCUGAAAAGGAAUAAAUGUCAAAGUUUCUUACAAUGACAGAAAAGAAAUCGCUUAGUCUCGGGCCUAAGGUAAGAUUUUCAUUUUAUACUGCUCAAUAGAGUAUUGCUGGGUCUUUUUAGGUUUUGGUCCCCGGUUUUUCUCUUUGCUUUUGCUAAAGCAGCUUCUUUGUUACUGAUCUUAUUUUGUGAAUCUGAAUUGAGAUCUCUGACUUUUUCUAACCUGUUACAGUUUCGAUGCUCUUGUAACGUUUAAGGACUAGAAAUGCCACGACACUCCAUGUGUACAUCUUUCCCAUUGGACUGGGGGUUGAAACGGGAACCAAACCACCAGCCUACAUCUCUAGUGCGAGCUUAUCUAGCUGUACACCUGAGUCUUGCAAGAACUGCCAGACUAUGUCAGGUGAAAAUCCAUUUAGUCAUGUAUGGUAUCUCCAAUAGUGACCAGACUGAAAGUUUAGGGACACAGCGUAAGAAACAUGCCCUGUACCGAAGGAUUUCCUCAGCAGGGGGUUGCAUCUGGACCACCGUGUCCAAGAACCGCUGAUAUCGUCCUUCAACAACUGACUAAUCCCCUUUGCACCCGCUGAGACACUCAGCCUUCAUGAACAACAUCCAGGACAAACAAGUGCCACAAUCAUCUUUUGCAUCUUUUUAAACAGCCCUUCCUUUACAAGCCUUCCUUGUGUUCAACACGUGCUGCCUAACAGUUGCGCUGGGCUCCCCAAGCUCUGUGGCGGAAGGAAUACUGAGGACAGUUACCAAAUCACCCUGUCCAUCUCGUGCGUUCUUCUACAGGCUCCUCUCCCAUUUCAUUUCUGCUCACUCUCUUGUCCAGGCUGAAACCCCUGGUUUCUUCUAUGUCUUUGAACAUCCUUGCCGGUAUUCUCUGCAUCAUCUCUAGUUCUGUAUCUUUUUGCAGACGGAGUGACCGAUACCUGCUUUUCAACAGGAACGCAGGCUAAGUCCCGCAGUUCCUCCAUGUCCUCGAUUUCUUGCUGUUCCCACUUUCAGUAUCAAUCACAGAGGAUUAAGAUCUUCCGAUAGCAUAAAGCCCCAGGAAACACCUGUGAGGGAGCACAGGGCGCCUGAGGAUACCGUAACUGACUUCACUAUCUAAAUUACUCAAGCUAAUACAUGCCGCACAGCCAGGGAAUAAACCUGCGAGGAAGAACCAUGUAGCUGAAAAAAAGACUGAGGUGACAGAGAGGGUGCCAAAAUAAUUUAAAAAAUCAUAAAAAGGAAAAUAUUUGUUCUCCAUGAUAAUGGUGGAUAUUGGUAGGCUGUAACUGGACAAUAAGAACUUAAGUUGGACUUUAGAGUGGAAAAACAGGCUACUGGGGUUUUUGCUAUUCCCUGUCCCCCCAGUGCAUCUGUCGUACACCUGGUCCGUCUGGUGCGGACACGCCUGGUUUCAGAUGCUCUCUUGCUGUUGUUUUGUGUCAGCAUCGUGGCUGUAUUGAUAGGACUUUUUCUCAGAGAGGCUUAUGCCAGUCCUCCUCCCUUUCUUACGCACAGUCCUGGUUUUAGAGAUGGAGAAAUUAAAAUGGUUUUUGGGCAAAUGCAUCUGCUACCAGAUAAACGAGGCAGCAACACAGGUUUUGUUACCAUUAACAAACAGCUAAACAGCACAAGUGAAGGAUGUUGAGUGUUCCCUUCCUGUUUUCCACAGUAGAAAGCAGCUGACUUUUGCCAGCUCCCCCCAGCCUGCUGGAAGCGCACGUCGCCACGCAGCGGUCUCGCUGCGAUAAUUCAGAACGUGUAUGCAAAUGCUAUAUAAAUAGGUAAGUCCAACAUUAUCAGCAAGCUUAAAACUCCAGAAGCGCAUUUUCAACAUCUAUCUAGAAGAGAUUUUUCUGGAACUCUGUGUACAUAUGUAUACAAUGUGAUCCCAAGCACAGAUGCAGUGAGCAUCUGAAACAGGAUGAGAGGCCAGAAAUUAGACAUCUAUUCUUUUUCCUCUAUUUUAACGAUUAUGACUUCUGAAAAAUAAUUUUUAAAAAUCUCCUCACAAACUAGAAAGUAAAAGCGCGAGAACCGUCAUGUUACACACCUAAGAUUCCAUCCAGCUGCCCCAAGUCGGAGAUGAGAUGGCGAAGGAGCCGUUUUGAUUUCACAUCACCAAAGAAUCUGCUCUAGUAGCUUUCCCGCUUCUCCCAGAUACUUCUGUGCUGCGAGUCAUUUAAGACUAAUAGCUGCAUUUUAAAAAAGACUUACAAUUUUGUCACCAAAAGGGUGCACUCCGCAGCGCCGCCGGACUGCAGCACUGUAAAGCUAAUUUACAGUUUUUACAACGCUGCUUUUGCAAUCUUAGUAGUUUACAUUAAAAUCCUUUAAGCCACAAGGAAAGGAACCCUGCUCGGGAGAUUUAAAUUCAAACUUCAUUUAGCAGCACAAGUCCCAUAAAACCGCGAUGUACUCCCACAAAAAUUUUAGUGGGCUUUUUGUGAUAGGUGAAAAGAUACCGACACACGUCUCUUAAAAUACAGGGAACUAUUUUUGUUAUUAUUUUUAUCUCUGGCAACAGCUGGUCUCCUCUGCGGGCCUGCGCGCAGCUUCCUUCCAGCAGGUUGAGAGGGAAGAUUGUUCAGCAUAAAUCACUAAAACGGGGAGCCUGUUGCAGGACUACAUGGGAUUAACGUCAUACUAAAGAUCCGUUCUUUUUUUUCACUUGAAAUAUAGUGCUACGUGGGAGUUCUAAAACAUUCAGGAACUGAUCCAGUCCAGAUAAUGUUUUCCACUACCAAAAAUACAGCUUAUGUGUACAGGGAAGCCAAAACAAGUGAGGAGCCACAGUGGAAUUCUGUGCAUUAUUUGAAUUUUUUUUUUUCAGUCUAUUUCUGCCUAUAAAACAGAUUUAAGCAAAGGGCGGUGUUAUUUCUUGGCUGGUAAUUAACUGAGUGGGAAACAGGAAGGUACUGCUAAGGCCUUACCCACCGUGAAUGAUGUGAAGGUCUGUCUUUCUAGCCUUUCUUUCACCAACGCCCAUUCUAUCAGACGGUCUCCCUCUCUCUGCACAGCAGCAGAGGUGGUUACCGUUAUCCACUGAGAACCUUUUUCAUGCUAAAUCUGCUGAAGAGUGUUUUCUCUGCGUUGUGUAUUUGCGGCAUGUGCUUUGGUGAAAUUACUCCCUUGACGCUGUUCCUGCUUCAGAAGAGGCUGGCGGUUUUUCCGCAGCAGCGUGUAAAAUCCUUUCUUGGAUAUAUAACGAUUGUCAGGUUAAAACGGUCUAGUUAAAAUUACUUAAACCUUAAAGGAUUCCUGAGCAAGUGCGGUAACUAAACGUCCUAGGUAUGUAACACACGCUACCUGUAGCGACGAAUAAAACUCAAUAUGCUGGCAAAAGACCACGAAUCAUUUUCUAGUAACGCACAGUCUAGCUCUCUUCGCUCAUUGCCAAUACUAGCAUAAACGGUAGCAAAAGUCUCCUUUCCAACACGGACAAAAAUAAAUAAAUCACUCUAAGAUUAAAGAAUCACUUGGAGAAUCAUUUGAUAGUAACAGCGUCCGCAAUGCAGAAAACAGAACUGACGUUCUACUCGUUGCUGCAAGUAAAAGCCCGUCGGUAUCAGUGUUCACUGUUCUGUCCAAAAAUAAAUGUCUAGGAACUUGCCACUAUAUUUUUUGUAUUAGAGGUGAAUAGUACAGAUUCUACUAGUGUUUCUUGUCUGGGGCUUGGGUGGGUAGGGGUGUAUUGUAAUUUUCAAGCUAUUGCAAAAGCUGCUUUUAAAUAAGCUGUUCAGUUGUAUUGAAUAACUGGUUUGUGCUUUACAAGGGAAUCCAGGUGAGCCAGGAUUCAAUGGGUAGCCUCCUUGCCUUGCUGUCACAGGGUAACUAGAGCUGAAGUCACUUGUGAAAAUUUAGCUAAGGGAUAGGGAGAUUAGAUGACCCAUCCCUGAUCUGUAAUGUAGUGUACUGUAAUCUAAUGAGAUUAGACACUCACCUCCUGUAGAACCGUGGUUUCGUCAGCAGCUGCUUAGUUUGUCUGCCCCUGGUGUGAUAACCUUGGUUGAGAAUGUACUUCUGCAGAUUUAAGAAGAUGUCAAACCCCUGUGUUAUCUGGUCUCUGUAUAUAAAUCGUACUGUCUAAUCCCAAAAGGAGAUGUGUAGCACAAAAUGAAGUUAAGGGUGUCCUGCACCAAGCCUGGGUAAAGUUUUUUCUGAUACAGCAGGAGGGGGAAGACAUGGAUCUAACAGCUGGUGUAUUUGCUACAGGGAACGAGAGUGUUUCCUUACAAAUCCUCGCUUAGAGCUGACCGAAGCUUUGUUUUUGCAGUUUAAAAUCUGUAAGACCUGGUAUUUCCCAUUCUGAACGGAACAGUAACUGUACGGUGAUGGUAUCUUUUCAAGCAAUUCCUUCAGGUUUCCCCCCUUUGUGCACUGAAAUUGGAGGGGGAGGGAGGAAUAUUUUUACGUGAAGCUGUAGACUUUUCCAUUCUUUCCACUUCCCAUCUAAAGCCCAGAUACCGUCCCCGCGACUGAACCUCACAACGGUCCCUGAUGCAUCAGUAAGCAGCGCACGCACGCGCCUCACUGGGACGUGCACGUAUGUGUCCUUCUGGUGGCUAUCUGGGAACAGCAAACUGACAUGAUGCGGUUUGUGACUUGGGAGAUGUAGCUGCCUCCUCCCACCUCUUAAUCAGAUUCUUGCCCACUGUGACUCUGCUGAUCUCAGUUUAGACACGGGUACAAAAACGUUGCCUGAACUCCUUCGGUUAAUUUGGACGAGGUGGGAUGUGAUGCUGGUCAGGCUGGUGAGACAAACAGUGCUACACGCGACUAGAGCUAGCUGAAAAAUUUCCAUUGCAUUUUCAACUUUCGCAACUUUUGACCAGCCUUUUGGUGAAAAGGGGAGGGGGAACGUCAACAUAAUCAAACACAAAAUAAAUAAUAUUUUCCUGAAAGGAGAAAAUAACACAAGUAUUCCUCUACAGAGACCUAUUUUCUCUUCUGCUCCUUUAUUUUCGCAACGAAUAGGUUCUGAAAAUGUUGGUUCUUGCUCAUUUGACCGAGCAUUCGUCCCUCCCCCCGCUUCUCCCCACAGUUUCAGUGUGCUUAGAACUGAAAAAAGAGCAGAGGUUUGAAUGCUUUCUUUAGUAUGAAGCUGAAGGAGUAGGGAAGAGAGACAGAAGAGCAUUAAAUAAAAAGCAUGGCCUUGGCUUCAUACCACACUUUCUGUGCCUUGUUCUAUCAAUGUAAAUUCUGAAUGUUGUACAGUAAAAUACUUGGGAAAGACUCCUUGGAAAAGGCUGCACUGGCUUCUUUUUUCAGCACAUGUACAUAUAUAAAUAUAUACAUAUAUAUAUUUGGUAAUGCCAAACAGCUGUGUUAUAUUGUACUGAAAAAGUAAUAAUGGACAGUUUGGAUGUUUUAUGUAGAGUUUGCAAAAAUUGUAUGGCUAUAGCCUUUUGAAGAUAAAUGUACAGACGUAAAUUCCUGCAUAUCAGUUAUUUAUGAAUAAAGAGUCUUUUACUGACAUCUUA